UGAAAAUAGAAAUUAAAGAUAAAGUUAGAUUAUAGAGAUUUUGUAUUUAUCAGAUUAAUUAAAGAAAUCAGUCAAAAAUUAAUUAAAAUAAUCAUUAUUAGGUAAUUUAUAUGGCUUUAAAUAAUAAAGGCCAAUAAAAUAAUUUAAAGCAAGCAAUUGUUGAUGAGACUUUAAUGAGCAACGGUAGCAAAAAAAGCUAAAAAAGCAUAGUUGAAGUUAGGCCAUAAAAAAGUAUAACUUUUAGCCCUUGCGAUUAAAUUCCAAACAAUAACGAUUUGUAGAUAGCUCAAAUUAAUGAUAUAAUUAAAAAUCAAUAAAAUACUCCAUAAAUGCUAUAAACGAUAUAUUAAAAUGGAGCGCAAAAAGAAGAAGUAUAAAACAACAAUCUGUUAAACCUUUUUCCUAUCCCAAAUAGCAAACAUAGCUUAAUUUAAAGUCCUUAAAAUGAAGAAAUAAACUACUUAAUAAAUAAAUAGAGUUAAGCUUUUAUUAGCAAUAACCAUUCAUUUCAAAAUUCUAUUUAUAAUGUCUAAACUGUUAAUGAAUUAAAUUAGAAAAGUGACAUUGAGCAUAAUUCGCGAGAAAUAAUUGCUAACGGAAAAGAAAGGAAUCUUCUUCAGACAAAAAUAGACAUUACAGAUUUAAAUAUCAUGCUAUAAAAUUAAAAUUUUCAGAAUUCAUAAUUUAAUUUGUAACCCUCUAAUAAGAAAUUUUAUGGUGCUUAAGAUAUGGUCAAUAAAUAAAUAGUUAAAUAAGAUUAAUAGCAAAGUAAUUCUUGGCAUGAAAUUAAAAAUAGUAUAGAAAAUAAUAAAAAUGGAUAAAUUUCAAGUCAAUAAAAAUUCAAUAAUAAUCUAACAAAACUUUAACAAGAUAUUUUUUAGAUAUAAAAUAAAUAAAACAUGCAAUAUAACGGCCAGGGUAACUUUUAUUUUUUAGGUAAUAAUUUUGGAGCUAAUGAAAAUUAUUUGGUUGAGUCCUCUAAAAAACAAACGAGUGGUUAUAAUAAUAGUAAUGACAAUAAUAAUAAAAAUACCUAAAAAGGUUUAAUGAUUUAGGAAAUAGAUAUUAACAGUAAAUCAGAUUUAAAAUCACCCAAGAGUGAGGCUCAGUAGACUCAGCACUUUGAAAAUUCUUCAAAUGGAAAAAUUGCAAGCUUAGAUGCUUAAAUUAUUUGCAAUUAAUUAUCUAAGUAAAGCAAUCAACAUAAACUCAAAGAGAACGAAGAUAAAUAUUUUCACUCUAACCAUGCUUCCACUAACAGAACAGAAGAUAUGUCCAUGCACCUUCACAAACUUUUUAAAAACUAAAAUGAAGUAAUCCAAAAGGAAAUCUUAAAAGUGAUGCUUAUUCAGGUAGCAGGUAUGAUAGUUGAAGCCUUGUAGAUUGUAAGACGAUUCAAUUAUGAUAACUAUUAGCUUUUUAUAAUCUUUGCUUUAAUUUGUUUAGUAAUUGAAGUCAUUUCUCUAAUUAAUAUUUUAAUAUACUUAAAAACAUUGAGUCUAUAAAUCGUUUUGUAAGAUCACACAAAGAAGAUAUUUUUUUUUGUAGCAACUUAAAUAUUUAGAUGCGCCGUAUUUUCAAAUAAUUUCUUAAAGUUUGAUAUCGAAAAUUCUGCUUUAGAAGUUGUAGUAGAACUAUUCUUUAUUUAGCUCAUUUUAAAAUAAGUAUUACCAAACUUUAAAAUUUUUCGAAUUAAAGAUAAGCUCCUAUUACUAGAUAUGAUAAUAUUUGCUUUAGCUUCUAUUCUAUCAUUGGAUUACCAAUAAAAUUAAUUAUAUAUCUAAUUUAUUUAAUGGGGUCUUCUUGGAUUUAUUCUUCUUAUCAUUUAAUUUAAAUUCAAAUAAUUCCCAUUUCACUUGAUGAUCUGCAACAAGAUAAAUAUAUACAAUGCCUAAAAUGAUACAUACCUACAAGCAAAAAAAAGUUAUUUUUCUUAAAGGAUUAUAAUUGAUAGCUGCUUCUCGGAGUAAUUCUGCAUGGGAAAGUCAAAUGACAAGAACAACAAUAGUAACAAUAACAACUUGAAAAAAACUAAAAGCGGAAACGAAAUCAUAAUAAACAAUAUAGAUAAUAAAAUUAAUUUUUCAGUAAAAUAAACCCAAAAUUAAAAUUGGAGUAUACAGCAGAAGGAGCCUUAACUAUAAAAUAAUACAUAGUUUGAAACUUCUAAUAAAUAAGAAGCUGAUAAUAUGUUAAAGGAUUCAGUCCAAUAUGCUCUACUUGAUGAAACAGCAUCAACCAUGUAUGUUUCAAAGUAAAUAAUUCCUUAAAUUGCAACCUUUUUUGCUUAGAAAGAAAAAAUUAACAUAUUUGCAGAAACUGCACCAGCAGAAUUAGGGCAUGCCUCUCCUUCAGAUUUUACCACUAUUCCUCGCUAAAAAUCCUAAUAAAGUUUUAAAUAAAGCAACCUCAUUAAGCUCUUUGAUUAAUUUUUACAAAAUAUUAUAAUAGAAAGAGUUGACAUAGACACUAUGAAUUUGUGGGAAAAUUUUAAAAAAUAAAGUUAAACAAAACCUUUACCUGGUUUAAUAUAAGACUCAACCAUUCAAUCUUUUACAAAAAAAAACAAUAAUAACCUAGAAAAUUUUAAUUAAUAUCCUCCUAAUAACUCUAAAGUACUCUAAGUAAGUCAAGAAAAUCCAGCACCACUCCUCUAUAGUCCCUCUACAUUUAAGGAGCUAAUAUUUGCAAGAAACUCAUAUAUGAGCUGCAACAAAGUGUCUAACUCUGCAGCUACUACAAACUACAAUAUAGCAUAUUCCUACAAAAUAGGCCUAAAGUCUAAAAACAUUUUGAUUUCACUAAAAGAAUUUUUGGUAAAAAUUUCAAUGAAUUGGGAGUAUUUCAAGAAGCACUACACUAACAAACCUAUUGUAAUAGCUUCGUUCACGGCAGAAGACUAGCUCUUGGACUUAUCAGAAAUAAAGAAAUACUAAAUAAAAAUAUAUCCCUAAACAUUUAAAUUCAACAUGGAGGAGAUGGCGGAAUCACAAUCAAUUAAUAUCACAUCAAUUAAAAAUAACUAAAAAGAAAAUGAACAUGAAAGAAGAGAAGCUCCAUACAAUUUUUUGCUAGUGUUUGAAGAAAUUCAUUAGAGAGAAAAAAUAGUUAAUAAAUCAUAAUUCUAUUAAAUUCUAAAAAACCUGUUUAGGUGCUUUAAUAAUGAUUUAACUUAAAGCUUGAGUAAAAUUAUAGCAACUUCUUAGGCAGGAAUUAAAAGUUAAAGGAUUGAAGAGAAAAUUAAAGAUUAAUUCAUAAAGCCAAUUUAAUUAUCUUGUAGGAUAAUAAAAUAUAUUCUUCAUAAUUUGAGAGACUUUAAUGAUUUAGUAGGUGAAAGAUUCGUGCUUGACAUAGCAGAAACUAAAAUUACCGAAGUAGUAGAGCACUGUAUAAUGAUGUUUAAAUAAACAAGCGAUAGGAAUAUUAAAUUUAUAGUAGAUUAUGAUUAAGAUACUCCCUUCGUUAUUCCUACGGAUAGUAGAAGACUGAUACAAAUAAUUAUUACUUUACUUUCAAAUGCACACAAACAUACCCAAACUGGAUAUUUAAAAUUUAGAAUAUACCCUCCUACAAAAAAAGGAAACUAAUUAAAAAAUAUAAUUAGGUUUUAGGUAGAAGACACAGGAGAAGGUAUGGACUAAAGUAUUUAGCAAAAACUAAAUAAACUAUUAAACUCUGGAAUAGGGAUAGGAUAUUAAGAUUUUAAAUAAAUAUCUUCUUUUGGUUUUAAUUUGUUCAUUUGCAAUAUAAUUGCUAAAAAACUUUACAAUCCAGAAUAUUAAUAUACUUUAACAAAAGAAAAUGAUCCACCUUUAGAAAGUAAUGAUGCUAGUGGCAUUAAAUUUACUUCAGUUCCUCAUAAAGGAAGUUAAUUUUAUUUUGACAUUAAAAUUAUCGAAAAUAAAAAGUCAGAAAAAAUAUAGGAUUCAUUGAUUAAUUAUUCUUAUGCCAAUAAUUUUCUAAUGUAUCAAGAGUAAAAUAAUAGCAAAAGCAUCUUUUAAAAUAAAAAUGCUUCUCUUUUUUAGUUAUCUUAACCUCCUACUAUUACUUCAUAAGUUGAUGAGCAGAUCAAUCAGUAGCAUAAUAAUAUAUAAAAAAGCAACACAAAUCAACAAAUUUAAUCUUCAAUCAUUUAAAAUGGUUUAUCAUCUUAAAAUGGAGUGAUGGCUCUGAAUUCCAAUAAGGGAAAUCAAGUUUAAACAAAGACAGGAAAUGAUUUAUUAGAUGUUUCAGAAGAUAUUUCUGAUUAAAUUUAAAAGAACUAAACAAGAACUAUGACUUUCUAGAAGCAACCUUCAGGAAUACAUUCGCACUACAAAUUUUUAAAAUGUUAAUGCAAAAACGUUUUAAUAAUAGAUAAGGUUUAUAGGAACUUAGAAACGAUAGAAAUGCUCUUAACAAAUUUUAAUUUUAUGCCUUAAAAGUGCUGCAGUAUUAAAGAAGCUAUUACAUUUUGUGAAGAAAAGAAAAACAAUGAUUGUAAAACAUGUGGUGAAAGACAGUUUGUUUGUAUCUUUGUAUGUACUGACGAAUUCUAGAAACAAGAUUUUUUUUAAAAAGAUUUAGAGUCUUUUUUUAAUGAUUAUUGUUAAUAAAGUAUUGUAUUUGCUAUAGGUAAUUUUACUAUUAAGACUAAAAAGAAUUUGGAAAGCAUAGGCUUCUAUGAUUUUUUAAGUAAUCCUUUAGAUUCUAUCGAGUUACAACAUCUAAUCGUUAAAUGGAAGCUUCUUCCUAUUAGCUAAUCAAGUCAAUUGACCAAUAGCAACAAGAAUUUGCAUGUAUCGAUUUGAGCUUUACCAAAUUUUCUUUCUGCACAUAUACUUUAAUUAUUAAAAAAUCUUAAAAAUAAAUUUUGGAAAAAAUUGUGCUUUUUUCAAUUGAUUCAAACAAAAAUAAUUAUCUAAGCAAGAAAUCAGACAAAAAAUAAAUUAACCAAUCAAUCAAUAAUUCAAUAAAUUAACUAAACAACCAACAUUAAAAACCUUUCAAAUGCGAUUUAAUACCAUUUCAAUAAAAUAAAAUUGUAAUUCUUUGAUUAUGAAUACAACAUAUUUUAAUUAAAUAAUUAAUAAACAUCAUCUUUCUUUAAAAAAUUUCAUUCUCAAAACUUCUAAAUUCUUAAUGUAUGACUAUAAAUG
Tetrahymena thermophila SB210 is the source of this 5138-nucleotide messenger RNA. Its product is annotated as ATPase, histidine kinase-, DNA gyrase B. Lineage: Eukaryota; Ciliophora; Oligohymenophorea; Hymenostomatida; Tetrahymenidae. The record is from RefSeq and is a predicted model, not a curated record. The transcript is spliced from 4 exons.